AUGGGUGUUGCUCUGGAUAGCUUUAUCGAGAUCACCGGUUCGGUGCUGCUCUUUUGCCUCGUCUUCGGCAUGAGCGCGACGGUGGACGUGUCGGCACUGCGGGCUCAGCUGCAGAACGUCAAGGCCAUCGGGACCGGUGUUUUCUUACAGUUUGGCAUUCUACCCCUGGCGGGAUUUGCGGCGGUCCGCGCCUUCAGACUCAAUCACGCCGAAGGCCUGACUCUACUGGUUGUUACCAGCAGUCCCGGUGGAUCGUACAGCAACUGGUGGUGCAGCAUGUUCAAUGCCGACUUGGCACUCUCCGUCACUAUGACGGCUAUUUCCACAUGCCUCAGUACCGUUAUGCUCCCGUUGAACUUGAUUGUGUACGCGCGUUGGUCUUACAACGACGAUAUCGUCAGCUCGUUGGAUUGGAAGAGUCUGGUCAUCGCUUUGGUCAUUGUUAUUCUCGCCAUUGCUUUGGGUAUCACCGCUUCGGCCUACUUCAAAUCCCAUGCCUUCAAUCUAAAUGCCAACCGCUUGGGAAACUUUGCCGGUAUUGCGCUGGUGGUGUUUUCCGCUGUCAUGUCCAACUCUGACGCGGACGUGCGCAUUUGGGACCGGGAGUGGCGAUUCUAUCUCGGCGUAUCGACACCCUAUUUGAUCGGCUUGACCGUGGCCAACGUCCUUACGAGUGUGCUGCGACUACGCAAACCGGAACGUGUCACUACUUCGAUCGAGUGCUGCUACCAAAAUGUGGGAAUCGCCACUUCGGUUGCUCUCUCCAUGUUUGAUGGUGAGAACCAAGCCAAAGCGGUUGCGGUUCCCUUCUUCUACGGCCUGGUCGAGGCAGUCUUUACCUUGAUGUACUGUAUGAUGGUUUGGAAAGCGGGGUGGACCAAGGCACCCUCGAAUGUCAGUGUCUGGAAAAUGCUUUCGACAAGUUACGAAAUCUUGAAUAUGGAGGAAGACAUGGACCAAGCUGACGGGUACGUAAGGCACCAGGAGGGAGGUAUGCCGUUAGACGCAUCAGCGGUAUCCCAAGGCAAAAAUGCGACAGAGCCAUCCAAGGCAUCCAUCUUGGCACAACAUAUAUAG
Molecule: messenger RNA, 1077 nt
Organism: Phaeodactylum tricornutum CCAP 1055/1
Lineage: Eukaryota; Bacillariophyta; Bacillariophyceae; Surirellales; Neidiaceae
Exons: 1
Coding region: 1-1077 (358 amino acids)
Cellular component (GO): membrane
Source: RefSeq, a predicted model, not a curated record